AUGGAGCGAGGUGAAGAGAAAGGAGUUUUGACAUGGAAAGUUGAAGUAGCGAAUGCUGACCAUCUCCAUCCGGGGCAUAAACUCAGAAUUGCUCCUGUCCACCUGGACAUGUUCCACUCAGCGUUCAAGGAUUCCAUCAACCGCCUGUUCAUUCCGAAGAUUCAGCGAUCAGUAAGGCGUCAGCUGUUGUUUCGUGCUGAACAAACAGCUAUCUCUUGCUUUGCUCACAACCUUCGACAGUUGUUUUGGCGUGAAGGAGUAGUCGCUGAAACCGUAGUCGCCCUGGAUCCCGGUUUUUCUGCUUGUAAAGCAGCUCUCCUGACCUCAGUAGGUUCGUGA
Molecule: messenger RNA, 339 nt
Organism: Haemonchus placei
Lineage: Eukaryota; Metazoa; Nematoda; Chromadorea; Rhabditida; Trichostrongylidae
Source: the annotation of a GenBank genome assembly